Amaranthus tricolor (Joseph's coat) is the source of this 1137-nucleotide messenger RNA. RefSeq lists its product as uncharacterized. NCBI's taxonomy places the organism in Eukaryota, Viridiplantae, Streptophyta, Magnoliopsida, Caryophyllales, Amaranthaceae. Gene Ontology annotation, molecular function: RNA-DNA hybrid ribonuclease activity; nucleic acid binding. Bases 1 to 1137 code for a protein of 378 amino acids. The transcript has a single exon. The record is from RefSeq and is a predicted model, not a curated record. Gene Ontology annotation, biological process: DNA integration.
AUGGAAGUUGUAUGUAGAUGGGUCCUCCACGCAAUCAGCAAGCAGAGCAGGACUUCUAAUUGUAUCCUCCGCCGAAGUUCGUACGGAAGGGCAGUCAGGUUCGAGUUUGCGGCAUCCAACAAUGAAGCAGAGUACGAAGCACUACUCUUGGGGCUUAAAAUAUGCCAUGAAGCCGGGGCUAAAUCCUUAUCCACUUUUUCCGACUCCCAAUUGGUAGUCGGGCAUGUAAACAGGGAAUUCGAGACCAAAGAUGAAAGCAUGAAGAUGUAUUUACAGCAAGUAAGAGAAUUUAUCAAGAGGUUCAACAAAUUCACAUUGGUUCACAUCCCAAGGUCGCAAAACGCACAAGCCGACUCCCUGGCAAAACUUGCCAGCUCAGCUGAAACAUCCGUGGCUCGUGAUAUCAUUUGGGAGGUGCUUCCUAACCCCAGCAUCAACUUCAUGGUUGAUACCAUCGACAGAUUAGAAACGUGGAUGGAACCCUACAUCAAAUACUUGCAAAAUCAGAUGCUUCCCCAAGAUGAGGGUCAAGCAAAAAUACUCCAAAAGAGGGCCGGAUGGUUUGAGCUCCACGAAGGAACGCUCUACAAAAAAUCAUAUACACAUCCCCUUCUCAGGUGUGUUUCCCCUGAAGAAGGAAACUACAUCCUUCAGGAAAUACACGAAGGCGGAUGUGGAAUACAUCAAGGAGUACAAACUGUGAUUGGCAAAGUCCUUAGAAAUGGAUACUACUGGCCCUCCCUCAAGAGCGAUGCCGAAGCACUGAUCAAACGUUGUCCCCAAUGCCACUACCAUUCAAAGAUAGGAAGGAAGCCGUCUAACUAUUUAUCCGCCAUUCAAGCUGUCCUACCCUUUGACAAAUUGGGUAUAGAUCUCCUUGGCCCCUUCCCACCAGCCAAGGGACAACGAAAGUUCAUUAUCGUGGCUAUCGAUUAUUUUACCAAAUACGUAGAAGUCGAGGCCCUUAGCUCAAUUACAUACAAGCAAGUCUAUCAGUUCGUAUGGCGAAAUAUAAUCACAAGAUACGGCAUCCCUCGCGUAAUCAUCACUGACAAUGGGAGGCAGUUUAUCGCUAAGAACACAAUAGAGUACUGCGACAGGUUCAACAUCCAAAUCCGAUUCAGUUCAGUAUCCUGA